Molecule: messenger RNA, 1635 nt
Organism: Penicillium maclennaniae
Lineage: Eukaryota; Fungi; Ascomycota; Eurotiomycetes; Eurotiales; Aspergillaceae
Exons: 5
Coding region: 1-1635 (544 amino acids)
Source: RefSeq, a predicted model, not a curated record
AUGAAAAAUGCUUCUGUCAAAGCCAACAGAUCGUCUGUCUCCUUGAAUGACCAGGGCCGCCUCUUAUCGCCGUCGUCAUCAAACGAUACCCACUCAAAUGUCUCCUAUGAGUUGGGAUUACAGCGUCAUAGUAUAUCGCUGGAUGAUUUGAUGGAUGGAAAUACUGGGUACUCUCGCACCGAUGAUGGCUGGCAUGGAGCGACAGAACCACAGAUAUUCUCUCAUACGGCCUCUGACUUUUCCGACUGGCUAUCAGCUAUGUAUGAAGGUGUCUUUGAGGCCGUCUUUGGAUCCUGGCUCGGAAACUACAGCUGCCCAUUUGCAUUCGGUGAAUCAGGAAAUUCAACGACCGGUAAUCCUGAUUUAUCUCUAUCAGUCAGCAUUUCGUCUCUGUGUAGAAGGUUCGACCACUUGAUGAAAGGCUUAGAAAAAGAAGGCGAAAAUGACCUUCAUCUUCCGCCACUGAACCAAGAGGAAUUAACAAAAGAAUACCAAAUUGAUAACACCUUGAGUCAAGCCAUCCAAGCAUUUUCUGCGCAAUGGCUACCUUUGACUUUCACUACAACCUCACAAAAGAUCCGACAACUCCCGAUCAUUCAGGGGCUCUGGCGAGACUUGCGAAAGAGCCUUCCUCGGUCAAUGAAUAGACCAUGCUAUCGGUCCAUGCUGAGCUUAUAUCUAUACGCGAUGGUUCCGGUGCCAGUCGGUAUACCAGAAGAGGAAGAAGAGAACGACACCUCCCUUAUCUACCCGGAACAGGUUCGGAUCGACUUCAUGAAAAUUGAAAACAUGAUCUACUGGGCGGCGAUGACGUUUGACACCUCGUCUUCACUGACGUUAAACACUACAUCAGUUCUCUCGGCUGGCUUGCUAGGCUGGGAGUCAGAAGCAUGCUGGCGCCUAGUCAAAACAUGCACAAACAUAUUCCAUGAACAGUCCGAAGACUGGAGAGCCAAUGGGGUGCUGAUCACCGAAGAAACAGCAAAUCAGAUCAUCGCGGCGGCACAAGCCUGGAAGCUUCGCGUUUGGAAAAUGGGCACGAUUCUCAAGGAGGCGCUCCGGGAGGGUCAUGGCGAGGAAGCGGUAUAUCAUGCACAUACCUGUGUAGCGGACGUCAUCCAAACAUUCAAUGUCACCUACCGCCCAUUACUUGCUGCGUGUGAGCGUCGGCUUCAGUACUUAUCCCAAUACACAAAGAUUCGCUGGUCAGACGAGUUGAUGAUACACCACAAUCUGGCUAUUCUCAUCACAAUUGACGCCGUGGAGAUUGCCUCGAGGACUGAUAUACUAGAGGAAUUACUCAUAACAAGGUCCGACACGGAGGGCUGCUUGCUCAACUGCUUGAAAUUUGGACUGAGCAAUUACUUUACCAUACCCAAGAACCAGGUCGGCGAAGGCAACGUCGGCCCGUUUGCAUUAGUUGCAGUUGAUCCUUACCCCCAUCACGUAGUGGCUAGUGUCCAGCUGCUAUGGAAAAGGUUAGUACAGGACUUCAAUGAUGGGAAAGUUGAUCAGGCUGCGUAUGGAGACAUGCAGUCCACUCUGUUACAAAUUUUGGAACUGCUGCCACAAACCUCAAAGUCAGUUCGUAAGGCCACAGAGCAGGCUCGGAUGGCUUUGGCGUCUCAUAAUUAG